GGCCAGACCAUCUACGGCAUAUGAUUUAGACGAGAUACCUUAUCGCGACAGUGACCACUAUUCAACAUAUGGGGACGCAGGACAUCUUUUCACGGAGGCACAACCAGCCCGACCGCUAGACACAUUUCUGUCGCCGCCAACAUGGCUCGUCCGCGUCGAACAUCGGGCGCCUCAGACAACAGUUCGGUGCUCGACCAGAAUCAGGAACUAGGAAGCAUGUACGACUACCUAGCGAAAGUCGUUCUCCUAGGUCCCUCCGGCACCGGCAAAUCAUGCCUCCUCCAUCGCUUCGUCAAACAAGAAUGGCGCGUCCUCUCCUCCCAAACCAUCGGCGUCGAGUUCUCCUCCAAAAUUGUCAAGAUCGGGUCGGGCACAAGUCGCAGACGCAUCAAGUUACAACUGUGGGACACCGCGGGCACAGAACGCUUCCGGUCGGUUUCUCGGUCGUACUACCGCGGCGCCGCCGGCGCAAUCCUAGUCUACGAUGUUGCCAGUCUAUCCUCCUUCAACGCCCUACCAACAUUCCUAAGCGACGCAAGAGCCCUAGCGAGCCCGAACCUCACAGUCAUUCUGGCAGGAAACAAAUCGGAUCUCACGGACGGGAGCAGGACCCAAACACAGACACAAGCCAUGCAUAUGAACGGCGGCCCAACACAAUCUUAUACCGAACAACCGUUACCCCCGUCCGCCUCCAGCGCCUCAAGUAGAACAUCGUACCUCCCCUACGACGGCGGCGGUGGUGGAAGCAGCACAACCCGCUCACGCGGCUCCUCUAUCAUCCUCAAUUCCAAUAAAUGGACCGCAACCACCGCCGAAGGCCGCGAAGUCAACCCCGACCUAGUCUCGCGCUGGGCUUCCCAAGCCCGCGUCCCUGUCACGAUGGAAGUCUCGGCUUUCACAGGCGAGAAUGUCGAUGACCUAUUCAAUCGCCUAGCCAGCAUGAUCCUGACGAAGAUCGAGCUCGGCGAGAUCGACCCGGACGAUCCAGCCAGUGGGAUUCAAUAUGGCGAUAGUUACGCCUGGGACGGCUCCAGUAUACGGUCCGGAACUACUGUUGACGACGGUGGUGGUGGCACAAUGAGACGCCGGAAGAAACGUGGUGCAGGGAGGAACGGUGUAUUGAGUGGUCUGAGCGAGUGGGAGGAUGUAUUUCGACGACCUCCAUCAAAAGGUGGACGGCGGUGUUGCUAGAUGCUUCAGCGUGGAUUGGCGAUUUUUUAUGUGUAGCGUGCGGGAUUUGUGUCUCGUUUUGGUUCCGGGCAACUACAAGGGCGCAAAGCAAGCGGGAGAAGUACUUCAACGAAUUUCUCAUGAGAAUUAUAGCCUCUCGCCCCGGUGUGCUGGUUCUCGCUGCUGGA
Molecule: messenger RNA, 1358 nt
Organism: Exophiala viscosa
Lineage: Eukaryota; Fungi; Ascomycota; Eurotiomycetes; Chaetothyriales; Herpotrichiellaceae
Product: rab family protein
Exons: 2
Coding region: 142-1191 (349 amino acids)
Biological process (GO): regulation of endocytosis; vesicle-mediated transport
Cellular component (GO): recycling endosome; plasma membrane
Molecular function (GO): GTP binding; GTPase activity
Source: RefSeq, a predicted model, not a curated record